Molecule: messenger RNA, 12223 nt
Organism: Paramuricea clavata
Lineage: Eukaryota; Metazoa; Cnidaria; Anthozoa; Malacalcyonacea; Plexauridae
Source: the annotation of a GenBank genome assembly
AUGCAACUCCUUGAAAAAGAAAGUGAUGAUAGAAAGCAAGAGAACAUUAAGAAAGAUGCAAUUAUUCUGACUCUUCGAGAAGCUAUCAUGGGCACUCAAAACACAGACAGAACGCCGACAGCGGAUUUUCAGCGCCAUGAACUAGGGUUAUUCGACGAAACGCAGCAACUUCGACAAGAAAGCAGUCACUUACACAAUGAAAUUCAAAUUAAAGAAAUUCAACUUCAAGAAAAAACCAUGAACAAGAACGAAAUUCAGCAACUUCGAGAAGAAAACACCAACAAGGACAACGAAAUUCUGGAACUUCGACAGGACAACAAUAAGAGAAACAACGAAAUUCUGCAACUUCAACAGCUAAACACCAAAAACGAUAACGAAAUCCUGGAACUUCAACAGGAAAAUAUAAACAAAGAGAACGAACUUCAGCAACACCGACAGGAAAAUAUCAACAAGGAAAACGAACUUCAGCAACGUCGACAAGAAAACGUCAACAAGGACAACGAAAUUCAACAACUUCGACAGGACAACAACAAGAAAAACAGCGAAAUUCUGCAACUUCAACAGCUAAACACCAAAAACGAUAAUGAAAUUCUGGAACUUCGACAGGAAAAUAUCAACAAGAACAACGAAGUUCAGCAACUUCGACAAGAUAAUAUCAACAUAAAUAGCGAAAUACAGGAAGUUCGAGAAGAAAAUAACAAUUUGCAGAGCGAAAUUCAGAGACUUCGGGAAGAGAACAAUGGUCUGAAAACUAACUGCAUUACAGAACGUGGAUCAGUAGUAGUUUCAAAAAAUGAUAUACUAGGAAGAGGUGCUUAUGGUUGCGUUUAUGCCGGAGACUAUAAUGGAACUAACGUAGCAGUAAAAGAAUAUUACGAAAUAAUUUUAUCUUCACAUAACCUGCAAAUGCUCCAACGUGAAAUUAAUAUCGCAUCGCAAUGUAGUCAUCCUAAUCUACUACAGUUUAUAUGUGCAAUAGAAAAUGAUCAAAGUCAUCUUUUAAUUGUAACAGAACUGAUGGAUAUGAAUUUGCGUUUAUUACUCGAGCAACGAGAAUCACGGUUGGAGUAUCAGGAGGUUAAAUUAAUUUCCUUAGACGUGGCACGUGGCCUCAACUACCUUCAUUUAAAGACGCCAAACACGAUUAUCCAUCGUGAUGUUAGCAGUGCCAACGUAUUGUUAUGGGUUGAAAAUGGUGCCGUGCGAAGAGCAAAAGUAUCAGAUUAUGGUUCAGCCAAUUUUAUGCAAGUGUGCAAUACAGCAAAUCCUGGAGCUGCGAUAUGCGCUGCACCUGAAGCCAAUCAGGCUCAACAGGAUCCAAAGGUUAGAAAAUAAUAGUACAAUGUUUACUUCAAAAAGAAUAUCCAUUGUUAUGAAAUUAUCUUGUUUAACGUACACUCUAAUGUGGAUGUAUAAAGCCCUAUUAAACGGGUUUUUAAUCAUACUAUUUUGAGCUUUGCUCGCAUCAGCAUUUUUUAAACCAAUCAUAUUGAAGUGGUCACCUUAGCUAUCCAAUCAAAGGAAAGUGUAUAGAAUUCAUUUAAUCAGUCAAUGUUAAGAAAAAUAUGAACCAGCAAAUUUGGCAAAAUAAACAAAUCAGAGUAGGCCCUAUUGCCUAAUUUUUUGCAUAUAAAAACAAAUAUGGGCAUAUUAGGAACAAAAUUUUUGUGAAAGAUGGCGAAAAUACCAACGAAAGGCAACUUAAUAAAGCGACAGGCAAAAAAAACUAAACAAGGUAAUUUGUAUAAUUUGUUGAUGUUUGAAUGAACAAAGCGCAUCAAAACCCUAUCAAAUUGCUGAUAAAACCUAUAGUAUGUUUAAACUUACAUUGGUUGUUUUUAGUCUUCACAGUAUCCAUAAAUUUCUUAAUUUUUUUGGUACCACGUUUCGAGAUUUAAAGAAAGUUCAACUUGUUCGCUUGAGGGUGUCUUUUGUAAGAAGAAAGAACUGUUUCUGUUUUACAAAAUUGUUUAAAAUUAAGAUUUCAAAACGAAUUUUAUAAAGUGGAAAUUGCACUUUGUGUCGUGCAAUUUAGUUUUGGUCUGAAAUCAAACUUGUAAUCACAAAUCGCACUCCCGCUUUGCGGUCGUGCGAUUUUGUAAUCACGCGUUUGAUUUCAGACCAAAUUGAACUCCACUCAGUUCAAUUACCAUUACUAUUAGUUGCACUCUCCAGGAGUGCAAUUAAUGAUUUGAAAAAAAACCCAACAAAAUGGCAGCUCGCUGUGUGAAUACAAACGAAUCUACAAUUCACUUUAAAACAAAAUCAGUAAAUGCACGAGAAUACACAAAAAAGCACUGCCUUAUAAAACUCUCUUGCUGAACUUUCAAUAUUUUUAACUUGAACAAUUGUUAGGUGACGAAUCAAGAAAAGAAGAAUUUGCGAUGCGGCUUAUAUCCCUGCUUCGCUUGGACAUUUCUAAUAAACUAUUUGAACUUCACAUUAAUCCUAAACCAACUAUUGUUAAGGAAGAUCUAGACGUUUAUAGUUAUUUUAGACGUUUUAGUAAACCAGAUCUUGUUUAUUUCAAGGCUUGUGCAAUUUUGGUACAUUUUCAAAAAUUCACUCUUAAUGGUAAAUCAUUAAUAGCACUCCUUCCCAUGUGAUUAUACCUAUACUAAUUUCAGGAUGUAUAUUGUCGGUAAAUGGUUGGCCACAAUUUUGGUGAUCUGUGCAGUAUAAUUUAUAGACAGUCACCUUACACAAUCCAGAGUUACUUUAUACACUCUAUCGAGUUCAGAGGUGAUGUAAAGUCGCAACGUGGUUCGCGGAUCUCUUAUACACAAUUGUCUCCACAUUGUUGGCCUAUAACGUCAAACUUAUUGCUACUUUAGAUCAUCGCUGAUAGGGACAGUAGACAAAUUUUUUGAAGCGUUGCAUGGGUCGCGAAGGUAAAUCCUUUGUGGAUUGCAUUUAUUCGCAUGCAUAAACCACAAUAGUGACCGAAAGUGAUUGGGAAGUUUGUUGAAUUGCGAAAAGUUUAAUGACAUUAUAUACAUUUACGAAACAAGUAUUCCUCCAAAGAUCGAUAACAUUUAUAUUUAUCAACGUUUCGACUAUGUUUUAGUCAUCAUCAGGAUAAAGUAGGUUAUACAUCAAAAGCAGUAUUUAUAUGAAGAUAUUUAAAUGAUACAUUAGGUUGAUUAUUAAUGAAUUAAUUAAAUAUGAUAUUUAGCAGCCUUAAUUCCAUUUUUAAGUUCAGGUUUAUAUCUUUGAAUAGCGAGGGAUCCUUGAUAAAGCAAAAGGGACCAAUAGUUAGAUUUAUCAAUUACUUUAGUACUGUGGAAAACAUGUUCAGCCAUUAUACUGGUUUUUAUUAGACAUUGCGUCAUCGUCGGAAUAUAGUUCUAAAAAGGAUUUAGCCUAAUAUGUUGAAACUGUUCGAAAGUAGAGAGGUCUUGAUGGAUUACUGAUUCUGUGUGGUAUGAAUGUCCCUUGGUUCUGGUGUUUAAGCAACGGUCAGUUUUGCUGAUGUACCUACUAUUACAUCCAAGGCAAGUAAAUUCGUAGACAACAGAGCUUUGAUAUAUGUUUUCGGGGUUUUAUCCUUGCAUGAUACUAAUACGUUGCUGUUUUUAAUCGUUUUCCAGUUAAUAAUGAAUCGGCAUUUUAAUGUGAGAAGAGGGGUUAUUUUGUGUAUCAACGAGUUAGUCUUUAACAAAAUUUGCCAAUAUAUGGUAGCUGUAACCAAAUUUUAGCAGCUUUGUUUGUUUCAGUCAUUGUGGCCUCGCUGUCUUUUUCAUUAGAUACCAGUGCCCGGUGAUGAUGGUUUAAAUGGUUAAUUAAUAAGUUUGACGUUUAUUUUCGAGGGAAACCAUUCCAAGACAUUAAAUUUUGGAUUUAUUUUAACUCAUCAAUAAUCAACCUAAUGUAUCAUAUUUAACAACAUUUUCCGUGUUGAUAGGCAGUUAUAUAGGCUAUCAACACGAGUGGAAAUUUGGAAAACGAGAAAUUGUGUGGAAACACACAAUUUCCCACAAUUUCGAGUUUUGCCAAUUUCCACGAGUGUUGAUGUAACUGUAUAUCAAUACGGAAAAGAUGUUUUCUAUUUGUUUUAUAAUAUAGCACAAAGAAACAUGAAGAAAGAAAUUUCCCGACGUUUCCGUGUUGACAUUAGUGACCUUACGAUUUCAGGACGGCAACGCGACGGCGACGGCCAAAACAAACUCCUUCAAAUAAAUAGUAGUCAAGAUAGUUUGUGGUAUAUUAUCAAUCGUAUGAAUUUAAUACUGUUUUAGAAGUUGAAGACAAGGGUUUUAUGGUUGGGAAGAGUUCUGCUAAACCCUGUUUGGAGUUGCACUUGUUGCGGCUUGGAAUGCAGCCGUUGUACCAAGACGUGAAAAUCUGUGAUUUGGCGUUGUAAACAGAGCGAGAACAAUGUCUAAAAUAUUCAUAUAUUGUAAUUACUCAAUUCUUUUCAAUGAUCUAUUGUAUUGGUAGCCGUUGCCGUCCUAAAAUCGUAACGUCUGUAUUGAGUUAUAUCAACACGGCUCUUAGGCAAUCAGCGUUCAGAAUUUACAAAUACUAUAUAAUAAAUUUCAUUUUUAGAAUCAUUGAGUAUUUUAACAAAAUACAAAACAAGUGAAACUCCAAAAAUCGCUAACAUUUUUAUUUAUCUACGUUUCGAUUAUAUUUCAGUCAUCAUGGAUGAUGAUUGAAAUAUAGUCGAAACGUAGAUAAAUAAAAAUGUUAUUGAUUUUUGGAAAUGAUGACUGAAAUAUAGUCGAAACGUAGAUAAAUAAAAAUGUUAUCGAUUUUUGGAGUUUCACUUGUUUUGUAUAAAUCUUCAUAUAAAUACUGCUUUUGAUGUAUAACCUAGCUAGUUUAUCCUGAUGAUUAAUGAAACAUAGUUGAAACGUAGAUAAAUAUGAAAAUGUUAUCGAUCUUUGGAGUUGCAGGUACACUUUUUGUUAAAAUACUCAUGCAGUGGUUCUAAAAAUUACAUGUAUAUAUAUAUAUAUAUAUAUAUAUAUAUAUAUAUAUAUAUAUAUAUAUAUAUAUAUAUAUAUAUAUAUAUAUAUAUAUAUAUAUAUAUAUAUAUAUAUAUAUAUAUAUAUAUAUAUAUAUAUAUAUAUAUAUAUAUAUAUAUAUAUAUAUAUACCAAAUAUGUAUUUAGAAUCAAUAUUAUUAUUAUUAUUAUUUAUUUAUUUAUAUUAUUAUUAUUAUUAUUAUUAUUAUUUAUUUAUUUAUUUUUUGUGAAUAAAUCUUAUGAAGUAAACCAGGUUUAUUUUAUCUUUAUCUAUACUGUAUAUAUAUAUAUAUAUAUAUUUAUUUAUAUAUAUAUAUAUAUAUAUAUAUAUAUAUAUAUCUUUUACUUGAUGUUUUAUCUUGUUUACAUUUACACAGAUCGAUGUAUUUAGCUAUGGUGUACUGGUAUGUGAGAUGUCUAUUUGUGAGCUACCUGUUCCUGCACAGAGAAAGAUUCAAAUAAAAGGAAUUCCGAAUGGUGGAGUAAAAAAAAUGGUGCAAAAUUGUACACAUAUAGACGCAGGGAAAAGGCCAACAAUGCAAGAAGUAAUUGGAUACUGUAAAAAGAUGAAAUAAGGCUUAUAGCUAUCUUGGUGCUGGUAUUAGGGGCUUCGGUGGCCAAGUGGUUAGCCCACUUGCCUUUCACCUCUGAGGCUGCAGGUUCGAGUCUCACUAAGUACCUUCUCAAUGCGACUCGAACCCAGUCCCCAUGUGAAAAGAGUAAAAAAGUCAACGCUCUGCCGAAAGCCGUGGGUUUUCCCCGGGUACUCCGGUUUCCUCCCACUGGGAAAGUUGACAAGGGUGGGUUAGGUAAAAAGGGCCCACAGUAAUUGGCAUAUGCUGUUGUGGUGACCCUGCCCUAGUUGGCAAAGCUAAAUAAAUUAAAAAAAAAAAAAAAAAAAUACCCACUUCGGCCUUGUUUGCCAAUAACAUUUAAUUUUCUUCAUUAUAGUUGGGUAGCGUAAUAUAAUCCUGGCCAAAAGCUUCCGCAGCACUAUAAAUAGACGACCAGCCAACCUCGAGAAAAGUGAAUGUCGAUGGCAUUUCUUUGUUACAAGCCUUUAAUUAACCACACGAAAUAUCACCGCAAUGCCUUCACUCUGGAGGGGAAAAUUGUUGCCUUCAAUAUUUGUUUCAUUUAAAAAAUUGAAAAACUUUAUAACGACAUUUCGAUGAAUGGGAUUCCUAUAAAAUGCAGUAUUCGAUAUUACAAUUUUACUAGAAAUACAUGCAUGCAGCAACCCCUCGCCCAUAUUUUCCAACAUUGAUUUAACAUGAAGUAUUAGUAAUUGGUCAACACUGAACGCAGGCUCGCGUUUACGUCAGUGUUGCCAUGACAACACGAUAAUUUUACAACACGGCAAAAAUAGUCGAAAAAUUGUUCUUUUAACUAUAUAACAAUGAAUUUCCGAAGUAUGUACUGUAGGUAUAUGUUGUUCUGGAUUUUGUGAGCUUUGAUUUAAUGUAAAAUUUAACCUGAAUCGCUUCGUAAAAUGUUUUGAAAUGUUCAUUUUAAAUAAACUGCUUCUGCCGAUAAACUGUUUUCAUUUCAAAUUGUUGAGUAAUUUCAGUUAGGUUUUCAAAUUAGUUUGCGCUCCUUUACAUUUACCUUUUUUUCUUAAAUUAAACAGGGUAAUUUAGGAAACUUACAGCUUCAUUGAAAAGGAAAAGAGCAGUGCAUGUUUUACGCAAUAAAUUAUUAAAGCAACAAAAUUCAUCAACAUUAAACAUUCAAAGCAAACUUGCCCUAUAUUUCACGAUAUUCCAUGGUAAAUCAAUUCUUCUCAUUUUCUCAAACAAAAAUUGCUUCAAAGCUCAUUAUAUAAAACGCGCUUUUGCAAAUAUGCUUUUGAAAAUUGAAAUCAUGCUUUAAUAUCCUCAGUAUGGUUAUCCCACUCCUGACAAACAGCCAUAUUUUUGAGAUCAGUGAGGAGGUCCACCCUUGGAUCAUAGCCAUGCGCCCACGAUAUGUAUUGAACUUUAGACUUCGCUAGUGCGUUCCUUUCCCCGGGUGUAAAUAGCAGGGCGGAAUUAGAACCCUCGCCCCGGGUUAACGCCCGGAGCGGCGCUCCGCGCCGUUGGCUCGGGGAUUAUGAUUUGCCGCCUAUUUAAAAAGCAUGUCCAAAAUUCUGGUUAUGCUAAUUCCCAUAACUCCAAAUGAUAUGUUGAUGAGAAACAUGUUUUAUUAGUGUACAUCUAAAGCCUGCCGCAAAUGAGAGCAACUUGCUGAGCUAACCGCCUCGCGUGGCAGCUAGCUCAGCAAGUUCUCUCGUAUGCGGAUAGUUUUCGUGAGGAUUUGACUACUCGAGGCCUUGAGGAAAAUAUCUAUCGUGUUUUAUAGUUUUCACCUCGCGAGGAAUAAAUCUCAGCGUCUGCGGAUGUUGUGAGCUUAGUGCUGAGCUGCUUGAAUCAAUUACCCAAUGAAAAAUAGUUUCCGGCUUCAUGUGACUUGGAACAAAAUGGAGGAAAAUGCAAAUGAUUUUGUCAAUUAUGUUGUUGUUGAGUAGUUUUUCCAACGUGUGCGGUGAAAAUACAUAGCUGAGCUAGCUGCCACGCGAGGCGGUUAGCUCAGCAAGUACGUUGCUCUCGCGUGUGCGGCAGGCUUAAAAGACCAUGUAAAGUCCGUUCCGCGCGACGUUCUCCGCAGGCCUACAUUCCAAUGGUCGGUAAUUGUAUAUUUUGUGCAGUAAUUGUAUAUUUUACAAUUACUGCACUUAUAGAACUGAGUUCAUAAUGCAAACAAAGAGUUUGUUUACAUUACGGACUUUACAUGGUCAUGGCCUUUAAAAUACGUAUAUGAAGGUACUUCCAAAGUGUAGAGAUAGAUUAAUGAGACCCAAAGUUUUAAAUUCGUUAGUUAUAAUGGUUUAUUUAAAAGAUCUAUGUCUUAAUUGUAAUAAAACUUCGCUUUUACGCCACCAUACUAUUUUUCAUCCAUAUACAGCCCAAACCUCACGCUCAACUUGUUUAACGGCAAUAAAUCGUGAUACGCGAAUGACAACCGAGCUUGUAAUAUUGAUUCAUGUGCUUUCUACACAUACGUUGUUGUUGCCAGCUUGUAACACAAACUAAACAGCUUGUUUUGGCUUCUUUUACAAUGUCGUAUUGUAAUGUAUUAUAGGACCAUGGUAAUUAUUAGCGUAUCAUUUCGAAAUAUGAGAAUGAAAAUUGCCUAGUGAACUUUACACAUGUUAUUUAGAUGAUCAGCCAAUUAGAAAAAAACACUGUUACGAAAUAGAGCAGUACUUGAGAUAUAGAAUCUCAUCCAUCGAAAUGUUCUAAGAAAUACUUUCGAUUUUGAGGACAUAAAUAAAAAAUUACGUUUGACAACCACUCUCGCCUUCAAAAUAAGAACUAUCCGAUGAUAUUUCACAUUAUAGUUUUAUGCUUGCAUUUUAUUACUGUGCAACAUUAUAACCCGACUCCACUGUCCACUGUGAAAUCUAGUUCAACUUUCAUACGAUCGCAAAGCUAACGACGUAUAUUAAGUACAUAAUUUAAAAAUUAAAUAGACUUACAUAAAGUUAGAGAAGCAUUAUAUACAAGUUAUCAGCAGAUCUUUUACUUGUGGAGGAUUUUUUCCCCUGAAAACAGGAAAAAGUCCACGUCACAAUAAGAAAGCUGCGGGGAAACGAUGUUUAUAAAGGAUAUUUUAAAAUUGUUGUAUUUUUUUGUAAAAAUAUAAAGUUCAUUUAGCAACUUAUAAACGUCAAGUGCUGUAUUUAAUAUUCCAAAUUUAUGACCAAUCAUGUGUUGGAAGGAAUUUUUUUCAAGAAUUUCAAAAAUAGUGGGAGGAAUUAUUACUACAAGGUUGUGGAAGCACUGGUUGCCACUUACCAUGGUGUCAGAUUGCAUUAAAAUACGCUAUAACUUAAUUCCGUCCUCUAUACUAUUUAUUAGUCUCUGCUGUUCAUGUGAAGCUUCUACAUUGUCGGUAAGUUGCAUUUAAUAUUUAAAAUAACAGGCUGAGCAACAAAAUUAGAAAAAAAUAUAUCAUAUUUGUUUGCAAAUGGAACAAAAUUGCUCAGUAAUAUUGCCUUUGGAUGCGCGCAAAAGAUGUCUUCAUUUGGAUAGGCUCUCAAACAUUUCGUCUCCAAGAUUAGACUAAGUUUUGUUGUCGUUUUGAUCCAACCAAAAUACAAUAAAAGCUAGAGCAUUAUCUAGGAAUAGAGGAAGUGCAUAGAGGAAGCUAAACGUGGGGAUUUCGCAGUGCAAAGUGAACAUUUACAGCGUAAUGCAUGUCUACACAGAAUUUGCGACAGCUGACCUCCUCUCACCUCUAAUGUGUUUUACAUUUAACGCUGAUUUCUGGUUGCUCUUUAAUUUAAAUUGCUGCAGAAAAAAUUAUUUAAAUACAAGUAAUUACCCAAAUCCCAUGUGUAUAUAGUUCGCAUUGAACUUUGAGAGAAAUUCUAUACAUAUAUUAUAUUGCAAGCCUCAAAGGCGUAGUGUUCUGGGAAACUGUGUUCCGGGAAAUGCAAUGUGCCUCAUAAACAUUGAACUAUGCCGAAUAUUUUGCAAGAUAAUUGAAACCAUAUGUAUGUUAAUAUUGUAUUUUACUUCUCAAUAAUAAUAUCGUUCUCUUCCCUGUGUCAAGCACUUGAAUUCGCUAGCAAAUUAUCAUUGUAUGCAAUAUUUGCACACUUCAUAAUAAAAUAUUUCACGUGGACGGCCUAAUUUUUGUUGGUAUCACCACCAACGGAGUUAACAAUGCUGAAGUACGGACGAUUGACAGGAGGGACACUUAGCUAAUGACGCUUUAAAGUGCCAUUUACAUAGAUAUAGUGCAGGAAACGUCCACAUUAUAUAACUUUAUAUAUUUGUAUACAACUACCUAUUUAUAAAUAUAUAAAUAUACAAAUAUAUUUGUAUAUUUGGUAUUCAAGUACAGAUUAAUUGCACAGAUGCAUGCAAUAUGGCUGUCAACGUUUUAAGGUAGACUUACUAGUUGAGAAACAAAAGGAAUCUGACUUAUGUACAACAAUAUCUAAAAAGUUUCAUUGAAAUUUCUAAACAAGGUUUAAUACACAACUACACAGUUGGCAACAUUAGGGAGCUUGAUUAAUCAAGCAAACGACGUUUUUGUCAACACGGACAUCGCACGAAAAUUGCUGUAAUUCAAUCUUGGCGGCAUUUUGUAUCAUACUAGCGCUCGUGUAGAAAGCAAAAACCUUUAAAAAUAUUAUGUUUUGUCAUAUGUGUUGAAGAUUACCACAAACUGACACAAAUACAGUAUCCAAUGCAGUCCUCGCCAAUAUGACGUCUGUGUUCACAAAAACAUCGACGUUUCAAUACGGCGUACGUGCAUGUAUCUUGAUUUCAAAGUAAUUUAAUAUAAAGUGGCAAAGAUACCUUUUGCUGUAUAUGUAAUUGUAAACCAUUGUAAUAUCACAUUAGGGCCAUUUAUACGGGACAAAAUAAGUCGCGUCUUACAUAAGACGCGUCUUAUAUAAGCUGAGUUAUCGCAUAAAUGGCCAGAGUGCAUUCCAUGCAUGUUUUGUGGAAGAUCUUCGGCGUGAGUUUUGAAUUGUUGGCGCACAAUCACGUCGAGGUUGGCGCACAAUUUUUGAGUUUUGGUGGUUGGCGCAGCAUCAAAUGUUUAAGCGAGACUUUGAGUAUUAAUAAUCGCCUGGUGAUUGGAUUGGCCUCUAUAAUUCUUUAGGGACUCGAGAAAUUUGUGUUCCUGGUCAGUGUAAUGGCUAUUAAAUGGUGGUUAUAAUUAACUUGUGAUACAACAGUAACAACACUCAUAAUUGCUCAUCAGCAAAACAUCUUAUUCAUCAAUUACACGCCUUUUUAGCAAGUUUUAAUUUUGAAAAACUAACUAUUAAUGAAAAAUCACGGUGCCCACGAUCAGCCGGCGCACAAGUUGACCUCACUUGGCGCACGGCAACACUACCUCAGAUUAUCUUCGGUGUGAAGUUUACACGGAAUGCACCCUGGAUAAAUUGUUCUUUACGAAUUUAUUCUUAUUUACUUGCUAUAUAUAGCUGUAAUGUUGUUUCGGUUGUUUUUGUUCGAAUAAGCAAGGCUAAUAAUUUUACGUUGUUUCAAGUUUCGGGCAUGUGUAGUUAGAAUUUUUGUCUAAAAUUUCUUAUUUAAGACGCGACUUAAAUAAGAACAGCUAAAAGUCCUGUUCUUAUGUAAGACGCGUCUUACAUAAGAAUUUUGUACCUUUUAUACGACAAACUCGCGUCUUAUUUAAGUCGCGUCUUAUGUAAGUCGCGUCUUAUUUUGUCUCGUAUAAAUGGCCCUAUUGUAACUUACCAGUUGUGGGCUGCAGACUGGCAACCGAAAGCUCGUUAAAUUCUAUUAAUAAUAUUUUAAACCAGAGAACGUCCAAAAACUUAUCAAUUGAAACCCGGUUUCGCCUCAAACGUGUAUAAAAGUUUAAUUUUUUGGUUAUAAUUUUAUAUAUGGAUGGGCCCAGAAAUUGUGGGGCUAAUUGCCAUUGCAUGGCCAAUAAGAAAUUAAUUGACUUUUGGCUCAAUGCAAAUUUGCAUGAGAAUCGAAUGAGAAAUUAACAACAGUUUGUGUUGUUCCCCGGCAAAGAAAACUAAAUGCGUAUAUUAAAAAUAUAUCGCCACAUUUCCCUAUUUUCUUGCAUUUUUUACUAUUAUCUUACAUAUACCUUGUUUUUCGGUUUAUUUUCCAAAAAGGUUUCCAACUUAAGUUCAACAUUUGCCCGAUUUACGUUCAAAAUUUGCCCAACUUAUCGACAUUUCAAGUCCCCCCCCCCGCCUCGUACGCCUAUGGUCUUCAAACGAUUAACACGGGUAGAUAUUUUCCCAUUGUUCUCUAGCCGUUGAAACUGUACUGUAUUGAAUCAUUUGAUAUGAUGAAACAGUACAUAUAUAGUGAAGUUUAAUACAAGUAUGACUUUGAACAUUAAGUUUGUUUUAAAUAUAACAUGGAGGAAUGUCAUCAACUAGUAUACAAAGUACAUCAAACCAACAUCGAUUCCAAAUGAACAUGAUUAGUAUUAAUAUUAAUUUGAAACUAAUAUACAUCAUCGGCAUCACGAUGUUACCAAAAUAGGCAAUAUAUAAUUAGUCCACUCCCUCAUGGAUUGAUGAUAUGAAAUUAACUUAUUUCUGUAAUUAACAACUCGCUAAAAAUAUUUUGCCUGAAAAUAUUUACACUAGGAUGUUGGUAAGACUUUACCGUGCGUUUGCUGUAUAGGCUACAUUAUUUUUUCUUGUUCUAGCAGAGCAAACAACAUAUGUCCUGCGUCUGUGCUGAGGCUCUCUCUUGA